This is a messenger RNA of Rosa rugosa (rugosa rose), 2896 nucleotides long. RefSeq names its product probable transcriptional regulator SLK2. The record is from RefSeq and is a predicted model, not a curated record. The transcript has 11 exons. Gene Ontology annotation, cellular component: nucleus; transcription regulator complex. Bases 617 to 2728 code for a protein of 703 amino acids. Gene Ontology annotation, biological process: negative regulation of transcription by RNA polymerase II; positive regulation of transcription by RNA polymerase II. Lineage: Eukaryota; Viridiplantae; Streptophyta; Magnoliopsida; Rosales; Rosaceae.
AGACAAGAAGGUUCAUAGGCUUCUGCAAAAUCUCCUCGGAGAAGUAACUAAAAGUACUCUUGUCCUACUAAGUCUACCACUCUCCAAACUGCCCCACCGGCGCGUCCGGUCAACAAGUAACCGGUUCAGCCGGUCACCACUCUCGGGGACCCUCACACUCUACCAAAGGCAAUGGACUCUCUCUGCCACUUCCCGCUAUAUUGCACACACUAAAACCUCUGCUACUGCUUCACCGCCAUGGCUGUUCCACAAUGUUGUAUUGUUGUUGCUUUCUAAAACCCUGAAUGGUUUCUGGGGUUACCCAAAAUCACAGUCUCUGUUAGUAUUUUUGCUACAAACAUUUGGCCUUUUUGGGUUUUUGGGCUUGGUUUUUGUGGCUGGAUUGGGUGAGAAAACUAGACCCACCAUUCUGGGUUUGUUUGCUUUUGCAUUGUGUUUUAUGGGGUUUGGUUGUUUUACCAAGAAGGCUGAUCUGUUUGGUUUAUGUAAAAGGGUUCUGAAAGAACAUAAAAGUAGAAAUCUUGAUUCUGAGACUGUUUGCUGAGAAAGGUUCAGGCUUUGUUUAGUUUCUGAGAAGAAUUGGCCGAAAGAAACAGUUUUAGACAUUACAACCUCCAUGAUGCAGAAUGCACUGAAAGAGUAUCUGAAUUCUAAGAUGACAGGAAACUUUGCGCAGUCUGACAACUUAUUGCAACAUGACGCGCAGUAUCAGGCUCUUGUAGCUUCUCUCUUGAAUGGGAACUUGGCAGAUGGUUCUUCCAAAUUUCAGCAGACCUCACAUUUGGAUCAAAAUCGCUCCCAGACACAUAAAAGGAAGCAAGAAGAGCAAUGUGUUUUCACUGCUAGUCCUCAGCUAGCAUUGAAGGACCACAAUCCACUUCUUAAUGGUGUACAACAGGAACCUAUUUCCAUAUGGCGAAAGCAUAAGAAAGCUAGACUGGAUGUCAAUCAAGAGGCUGUGAACGAGCAUGUAUUCCAGAAGAUGCUGCAGAGUGAGAACUCUGCUGAAUCGGAAAGAGAUCAAAUACGUGCAUUUUUUCAGCAUAAUGUGAUACCAAAUCAAGAUCAGCAAGCUAUUUUGAAUGCUGCUCCACAGUUGGGAAUUGAUAGAGAAAAGCAGCUGCAAUGGAUGAGGCACCCAGUUCCACAACAGGAGAUGGUGCAUCAAGCAACUGCAAUGCACGCAGUUCCCCAACAGGAGAAGGUGCAUCAAGCAACUGCAAUGCACCAGCCUGGUGUUUGUUCACAUCGGCUAAUGCAGUACCUGUAUCAUACUCGAACUCGGCCAAAUGACAAUAGCUUGGCCUAUUGGAGGCAAUUUGUGGCAGAGUUUUAUGACCCCUGUGCCAAAAGAAGGUGGUGUUUGUCCUGCUAUGAUAAAGUUGGAGACCAUGCCCUUGGUAUUUCCCCCGAUGCAGCUAUGGUAUCAUCAUGGCCGUGUGGCAUAUGUAAUUGUCAAUCAGGGCGGGGAUUCGAGGUGAGUUUUGAAGUGCUUCCAAGGCUAAGUAAAGUAACAUUUGAGGGUGGUGUGGUUGAUGAACUCUUGUUCCUGGAUUUGCCUCGUGAGAGUAGAUUUUCUUCAGGAUUAUUGAUGCUAGAAUGUGGAAGAGCAGUUCAGAAAAGUGUCUAUGAACGGCUUCAAGUUGUUCAUGAAGGUCGACUUCGUAUAAUUUUCUCUCCUAAUUUGAAGAUAUUGUCCUGGGAAUUUUGUACACGCUCUCAUGAAAUUUUUCUUCGUCGAACUUCUGUUGCACCUCAGGUUUCUGAGUUGGGUAGUGCUGUACGGUAUUAUCAGUGCUCUAUUGAUGAUAGAGAAUCUAAUGGACUUUCAUCCCAAGAUGUACAAGCUAGUUGCAAUAAGAUCCUGGAAGCAGGAGGACAAAUUGAAAAAGCUUUGAAUCUACAUGAGGUCGAUUAUUUGGGAUUUUCUAAGAAAAACACUCGGUUCUUGCAGAUAGCUGAUGUUGUUGAUAGUAUGAAAGAUCUAAUGACUUUAUGUCAUAAUAAGGGCACUAGCCCAAUUGAGAGCCUGAAGAGUUAUUGCAGAGGAACUCCCACCAAGCUCCAAAAAAAGAAAAUAAGAGGAAAGGGUCAAAAAGAGAGUGCUGAAGGUCUGCCGAAAGACGCGAAUAAGUUGAUGGCUACAUCUUGUGGUCAAAUAAAAAGUAAUGCAAAUCAAAGCUGCUCAUCUAUCAAUACUGAAGGUUUCUCAAAUGUGCCAGAAUAUAACCCCGUUGCGAGCAGAGAUAGCAAGUGGCAAACUAGUUUAAACCGGUACACUUCACCAUUUGAGGGUCCUAAGACCUCAAAUUCAGGACUGUAUAAGAAUUCAGUGGGAAAUGGCUUUUUAAAUUCAAAUUCCUCUAUGCAGCAGGAUGCUAUGCAUAACUUAAUACAGGAAUUUAUGAACAGCCGAGCAGUGAAUAGGCAUGACAGGGACGAAGUCAUCUGGGGAAGUGGGAAAAGUUCAGCCGUAGACAUGCCGUCAGGAGUUUGGGGACGCCCAGCAGCUGCAGCUGCCCUAGGAAAUGUUUUGGGCAGUAUGCCAGUAAGGACCCGUCAAUCGCACUCGAAUGCUGCCUUUACUAGGAACUUGUCUGAAGUCGGUGGCAGUUUUCAUGGAAAGGUUUUAUUACCGGAAUCAGGCUUCAGUACAUCUAAUGGUUAUCAUGAUCACAAUAAGUUUCAUGGCAAUGAUAGUAACCUGAACUAUGGUUGGAAGGCCUGACCAGUUGGGUGGGUCGUGUAAAGUUUGUACAGAUCUUUCAGGUGCAGGUUUUAUCUUUUUGCUACUAUUCCCUGAUGUGGAUACUAAACAGUGGCUUUUGGGUUCUCUAGAUCAGGAUCAAUUCCAACCAGAUGUAAUGACUUUGACAACCCAUUUGCAAUAUAUAUA